AUGGCGCAUGGACCAGCCAGUCAGCGAUCCAGCCAACCAGCCAGCCAGUCAGCCAGCCAGCGGUCCAGCCAGCCAGCCAGCCAGCCAGCGGUCCAGCCAGCCAGCCAACCAGUGGUCCAGACAGCCAGCCAGCCAGUGGUCCAGACGGCCAGUCAGCCAGCAGUCCAGCCUGCCAGCCAGCAGUCCAGCCAGCCAGCCAGCGGUCCAGCCAGCAGCCCAACAGCCAAGCAGCUUUGUGGUCGCAUCCCGCUGGCGGCAGCGGAGUGGGGCUAUGGCUCCAGCCUGCGUUUCCCCGCGGCCGGGCCCCGUGGCUCGGCGACAUCAAAGGCGUUGCAGGGCCCUCGGCACUCGACGCGUCCCAGGCGACACCGCGUCUUCUCAAGCGUCGACGCGCCUCCUUCGCGGCUCCAAGGCGACGUCUGCGUGGCGCCGUCUCGCAGCCUGCGCUCUCUCACUUUCGGAACGGGUGGUGUUCGCGUCCCUGUGUCGUCAGUCUGA
This is a messenger RNA of Schistocerca gregaria, 498 nucleotides long. Its product is annotated as transcriptional regulatory protein AlgP-like. The transcript has 3 exons. The coding region runs from base 1 to 498 and encodes 165 amino acids. NCBI's taxonomy places the organism in Eukaryota, Metazoa, Arthropoda, Insecta, Orthoptera, Acrididae. The record is from RefSeq and is a predicted model, not a curated record.